This is a messenger RNA of Peronospora matthiolae, 1008 nucleotides long. Lineage: Eukaryota; Oomycota; Peronosporomycetes; Peronosporales; Peronosporaceae. The record is from the annotation of a GenBank genome assembly.
AUGCUAAUGCCUCUAGGAGAUGAACUGCAAGUUUACAUAUUGAAGUGGGGACAGAAGCGCUCAUUACAGCAUCGACAUCCCACUCGGCCUGUCCACGUCUCGAAACCGACUGGAAUACAGCAAUUGCAAUGCCUGAAGGCACGUGUGGCAGCAACGAGCCAUGGAUUCCUUUCUUCAGUGCCGAGUCAGUCUGCCGGUCAGCCAGUCAGCCAGUUCCUCAGUCAGUUCCUCAGUCAGUUCCUCAGUCAGUUCUUCAGUCAGUUCUUCAGUCCUUCGUGGCGACAGCCAUCAACAAUUGACCAGAGCUCGAAUCCUUUAGCAUUUCCAAAUUUGACACCUGUAGCUCAAGUGCCUACCACCAACCGGUUCACUUCGCUCUUCCAAACUGCCACCUCAUCUUCUUCUCCCUACACAAUGGUUGCCAACUCGUCCUCGACUGAAUCAUCCCGCCACUGCGUCAUGGGUCUAGCUGACUCCCCGACCAUGGGUUCGAACAAGUGCCGAUACAAAACUGGCAAGUGCACCAAUGUCCGCUCGAGCAAGCGCAAUGGCCAGCCUCACCAGCUGUGCCUGUACCACCGGGACAAGGCCAACAAGAUCCAGCGCAAGUUCGACCGUCAGAAACGUCAGGUCGCUCGCACUAAAAAGGCGCGAGACACGCACAGCACGCUCAGUGUCCUCUCGUCCCCGUCAUCCAUCUCGAUGCUGGAUAUGGCGGCUCUUGCAGGCCUCAAGCCCACUUCGGAGGUCGUGUCUCCUGUGGGCUCGACCUACUCGACGUCCUCGUCCACGUCGUUCUCAUCCAUGACGUCCAAUGGAUCGUCGCCCAUGUACACGCCCGACUCGGUCGACUGCAACCUCAACGAGAGCGUGUGGAGCUGCCUCCCCGUUGAUGGCCGUUCCUUCCUUGGAGGUCUUCACCUUCAAAUGUCCAUGCCAAGCCGCUGCUAUCAGAGCUACUUGUCUUCGGACGAGAUCGACUUUUUGUGCUCGGCGAUCCUCGAGUAA